Labeo rohita (rohu) is the source of this 2362-nucleotide messenger RNA. It is a transcript of the gene parvab, whose product is annotated as parvin, alpha b. NCBI's taxonomy places the organism in Eukaryota, Metazoa, Chordata, Actinopteri, Cypriniformes, Cyprinidae. Gene Ontology annotation, cellular component: actin cytoskeleton; cytoplasm; focal adhesion. The transcript is spliced from 13 exons. Bases 173 to 1276 code for a protein of 367 amino acids. Gene Ontology annotation, biological process: substrate adhesion-dependent cell spreading; actin cytoskeleton organization; cilium assembly. Gene Ontology annotation, molecular function: actin binding. The record is from RefSeq and is a predicted model, not a curated record.
UGAAGGCGGAACUGGGAAACGCUCUGUCUGAAGGGAAGCAAGAGAGAGUCAUUACACGAAUAUUUGGAAUUCCACUUCCGUUUGUUGGAAUUCAAGAAGUCUCCACAACUUUAAAUCAGCUAUUCGUUCUGCACGUCUAGAUAAGAGGCGCAUUUAUUGUGUUGCUUAUCAAAUGGCUUCUUCACCGCAGAAAUCACCGUCCUCACCGAAAUCGCCUUCCUCCAGAAAGAAAGAUGACUCUUUUCUUGGGAAACUUGGAGGAACUUUAUCAAGAAGGAAAAAGGCAAAAGAAGUGUCUGAGCUUCAGGAAGAGGGAAUGAAUGCGAUUAACCUGCCUCUCAGCCCCACACCAUUUGAGCUGGACCCUGAAGACACCAUGCUUGAUGAGAAUGAAGUACGUACCAUGGUUGAUCCCAACUCAAGAAACGAUCCCAAACUCCAAGAGCUAAUGAAGGUGCUCAUUGAUUGGAUCAAUGACGUGUUGGUGGGAGAGCGAAUCAUUGUUAAGGAUCUAUCUGAAGACCUCUAUGAUGGGCAGGUUCUUCAAAAACUAUUCGAGAACCUGGAGGGAGAGAAGCUGAAUGUGGCUGAGGUGACUCAGUGUGAGAUCGCUCAGAAACAGAAGCUGCAGACCGUUCUGGAAAAGAUCAAUGAUGCUCUCAAAGUUCCCUCCAGGAACAUUAAAUGGAAUGUUGACUCUGUUCAUGCUAAGAACAUUGUGGCCAUUCUUCACCUGCUGGUGGCUCUUUCUCAGCAUUUCCGGGCCCCUAUCAGACUGCCAGACCAUGUGUCCAUUCAAGUUGUAGUGGUCCAGAAACGAGAGGGAAUACUUCAGUCUCGGCAGAUUCAGGAGGAAAUUACAGGCAACAUAGGGGCAUUGUCUGGAAGAUAUGAGCGUGACGCCUUUGAUACCCUUUUUGACCAUGCGCCAGAUAAACUGAAUGUGGUGAAAAAGACUCUUAUCACAUUUGUGAAUAAGCACUUAAACAAGUUGAAUCUGGAGGUGUCAGAGCUGGAAACUCAGUUUGCUGAUGGCGUGUACCUGGUCUUACUGAUGGGACUCCUAGAAGGAUACUUUGUGCCCCUCUAUAGCUUCUUCCUCAUCCCUGAAAAUUUUGAUCAUAAGGUGCACAAUGUUUCAUUCUCCUUUGAACUGAUGCAAGAUGGCAAUAUGGAAAAGCCAAAGCCUAGGCCAGAAGACAUUGUCAACUGUGACCUCAAGUCCACACUGAGGGUCCUCUACAACCUCUUCACCAAGUACAGGAAUGUGGAGUGACAGAGAAGCUCUACCCGGCAGAAAUGUCUUGAUUUAAUCAAACUACCAAAAUGCUCAACCCACAGAUAUCACAUCCUUAUCAGUAUUUUUAUUUUUUGUAUUUCUUUUUUAUGUUUAAAAUUGAGUAUGUAUAUUUAUUCAGUCCACAAGAUGAUUUAAAAAUAUAUCAUUUUAUGAUGAAUAUGGUCAUGAAAAUAUAUGGAAUAUAUUGUAAUAUCAUUGUAUUUUGUUUUCCCUGCUUGAUUUUCGUGUACAUUUUUUCCAAAUCACUGGUCACUUUGCUAUUUUUGCUAUAAUGGUGUCACACACUGUCUUUGAUCAGCAUUAUCAAUGCACUAGCAAUGCCAAGCUACUGGGUUUGAGUCCGAGGAGAUGCAUGAACUGAUCAGCUGUCUACCUGAAUGCAAUGUAAGUCACAUGGAUUUGUCUACCAAAUGCAUAAAUUUGUAUAAUAUAUUUUUUUUAUGAUAGCAGAAAUGUUCAUAUAAUAAAAAUGAAUUGCUGUACUAUGAGAAAUAUCAGACAGUGGGAGAAUUAUAUUCCAUGCACAAGUUUCUAGACUUAUUUUAAUGUUUUAUUUUGAGCAUGAUUGGAAAAUGAACCUUUUAUGAAUUCACCACAUGUAACUAUUUCCUGUGUACCAUAAACGGAAAACCAUCUAAAGAAGAGGAAUCUUCUCUCACACUUUCACAAAGAAAACCACCCUUUAGUUGAUUAUCAAUCACCACUUACAUAGAAUAUUUGUACACUGUAAAAGAAAUUCUGUAAAAUUUACAGUAAAAAAAAAAAAAAAAAAAAAAAAAAAAAACGGCAGCUGUGGUUGCCAGAAUUUUACACAAAAAAAAUACGGUAGCAGCAUUUUAGGUUUUAUGGUUUUAACUUAAAUUUACAGUUAAAUACCGUCAUUUCAUUAACUGAUAUAGGCCUAAUGUUAAUAUACCAACCUACUGAAGUACAGAAAUCCAUUUUGCACCUUUGUAAUAUACUGAUAUCCACCAAAUUUAAAUAAUAACAUAUAUAGAAGGUGCACAGUGUCACAAUGUACUCACCCCCUUGUCAUCCAAGAUGUUCAUGUCUUUCUUUCUU